This is a messenger RNA of Orbicella faveolata, 1768 nucleotides long. RefSeq names its product radial spoke head 1 homolog. The record is from RefSeq and is a predicted model, not a curated record. Lineage: Eukaryota; Metazoa; Cnidaria; Anthozoa; Scleractinia; Merulinidae. Gene Ontology annotation, cellular component: nucleus; motile cilium. Gene Ontology annotation, biological process: spermatid development; axoneme assembly.
GAUUGCGUUACUGUGGGCAUAACGCAAUACAUGCCUAAGUGGGCGCGCGCGCUCAACAGAUGGAAUGCCAGUAGCUUUGUGACGUAACCACCGUGAUUACUCGCAGGACUUGCUGAGACAGCAAAGAGAACAACAGGAAAGCAUAUUGCUUUAAAGUCAAGGCGACAAGAAAAUCGAGGAUUCCGUCAGAACGGUAAAAAAAUGUCGUUUCAUAGUUUAGGAAGUGAUGGGGCGGACGAGAUCAAGAUAUAUCUCGGGAAAUACUCAGGUGACAGAAAUGAGAAAGAAGAACGUCAUGGCGAAGGAAAAGCUCUGCUACCAAAUGGCGACGAGUAUCAAGGUCAAUAUCGGAAUGGACAAAGACAUGGAUUCGGGAAAUACAAAUUUGUCAGUAGAAAGGCAAGGUACGAAGGUGAAUACUUUGAAAACGAAAGAUCAGGACAAGGGACACUCUGGUAUCCCGAUGGAUCUGUGUACGAGGGAGCCUGGGCCGGGGGGCAGAGGAACGGUUACGGUGUUUACACGUAUCCAAACGGAGAUAAAUACGAGGGGGAGUGGAAAGAGGACCGACGACACGGACGCGGAGAGUAUAUCUACAAAGAUCAAGGUCUUAGAUACAAGGGUAACUGGGGGAAUGGUAAAUUUGAAGACGAAGGGCAUCUCAUCACUCCAAACUACACCUAUACAGGGAACUUCAACGGAGAGGAGCCAGUGGGACCCGGAAGGUUCCAAUUUGACACGGGCUGCGAACAGAAGGGCGAAUAUGUUACCAGGCGUAUGGUCCGUCGUACUAACACCAUGAGAGAGGUAGUCCAUGUUCCGGUAUGGAGGUGCCUGACUUUAUACGGGGCGGGACUCCGAGUCAUAAAACUUCCGAAAGAGUGUUAAUAAACAAAGAAGUUUCCCUGUUGAAAGUACAGUACUUGAUCUCAACAUUUUGAUUCCCAUCAAUGAUACGUUUUCGUCUAUGACUUCAGUUUUAUUGUACUCAUCUACCCUUUUCAAAGUUUUUAUGGUUUAAGUUAAUGAGUUGCUUAAUAAAAAAAAUCAUCUCUUAUUUGUUUGCUGGUCUCCUUAAUAUUAGCACAGGCCACUCGAACACUACGUCAGCAGUAAAAAUAAAUGUACUGUAAUUUACCUGUGUUCCUGUGUUGUUUUUAGUCGUUUAAAGGGGAUUUGAAUGAAGCGAAGGCGAUUUACUUUUCGAAUACUAUCUUGUCCCUGCCUCGUCCUCAGUCGCCCCCACCAUAGUAAAAAACCUAAUGAUCCCUGCGCUCACGUUCCUCACUCGCUACCAGCCCCCGUUCGCACCCUUUUGUUUACUCCCAGUCUCCCAAUCGCCCUUUGCGCUAAGAAAAAAAUAAGAAACGUCUGUGGAGGAGGCAGAUCUUGUCUGCCGCUUUGUAGAUGUGACGCUCCGAUUACGUCUCAAGUUUCCAUUAUCGUCGUUAACUAUUAACUCUCACCGGGGGAAAUAAAGGAAACUUUGGAAGUAGCGUCAUAAAUUACAAAGCGGCAGACAAGAUAACAGUCGAAAUCAUGUAAACCGCCUUCGCUUUAAUUUAUUCAAAUUCCUUUCCUUCUAAACGACUGAAAAAGACACAGGAACAGGUAAAUAACAAUACGUUUAUUUUUACUAGUGAUGUAGUGUUUGAGCCCCCCUGUGGUAUUAGUUCAGAAUUCUAACCCUAGUAUACGGUAAAAACCCGCUUGUGAGAACCUAAAUACAUUUUGGUGUCUGGCAAAAUAGGUUCUUGUAUCGUGGGGU